This is a messenger RNA of Aspergillus piperis CBS 112811, 629 nucleotides long. RefSeq names its product acylphosphatase. NCBI's taxonomy places the organism in Eukaryota, Fungi, Ascomycota, Eurotiomycetes, Eurotiales, Aspergillaceae. The coding region runs from base 162 to 503 and encodes 113 amino acids. The record is from RefSeq and is a predicted model, not a curated record. The transcript has 6 exons. Gene Ontology annotation, molecular function: acylphosphatase activity.
CGAUAUAGUAGUAUUCUCGUGCACUUGAACUGGCUCGAUAAGUGACUAAUCCAGAUAAACCGGCAUUGAUUGGCCACAAACAAUGUCUGACCCGAUCAAGACUAGCCUUCAAGAGAACAAUAACCAGUCCAUAGACAUCAAAAGUCGGUGAUAUCUUCUUUAUGCUUUGGAACAGGUCAUAUACAUCUAUCAAUAUGUCAUCGCAACGUAUCGCAUUCAAAGUAUCUGGCACGGUCCAAGGAGUGGGAUUCCGGGACUUUACUCAGAAGAGAGCCACUGCAUAUGAUGUAAAAGGCUGGGUGAAGAACACACACUGUGGAAGGGUAGAAGGCGAAGCCCAAGGAACCGAAGAGUCUCUCCAGAAGUUCCUGAAAGACAUCAACAAUGGACCCCGCCAUGCACAUGUCGUCAAGCUAGAGAAGAAGGAAAUCGCACCGAAGGAUGGCGAGGUAGAAUUCGGAUUUAUGAAGACCUCGGAGUCAGGAUAUGAGGCCAUGCAGUGAUAUAAUAUCUUUCCCAAAUACAUCUCUUUCUGUUUAUAGCGUACCGCUUCAAACCCAAUCCUUGUUUGUCCUUCUGACACGAACUACUACUAGUAGUUGAUAAUGUAAUAUUGAUCCUAGCCCUUC